AUGCUCAAGGAAAAUCAUAAAUCAGAUCCAAAUUCGAAUUCGAAGAAGAGUAGCAUUUCAGAGCGCUCUUCCAACCCUAAGUCCCCCCCGCACUUCGUCAAUUCUCGCCGGAUUCAGGGUUUUCCCGCGCGGUCGGUGGCGGCGGAGGACUCCUUCGCUCGCUGA
Molecule: messenger RNA, 165 nt
Organism: Sphenostylis stenocarpa
Lineage: Eukaryota; Viridiplantae; Streptophyta; Magnoliopsida; Fabales; Fabaceae
Source: the annotation of a GenBank genome assembly